Penicillium robsamsonii is the source of this 1854-nucleotide messenger RNA. Its product is annotated as Zn(II)2Cys6 transcription factor. Gene Ontology annotation, molecular function: DNA-binding transcription factor activity, RNA polymerase II-specific; zinc ion binding; transcription cis-regulatory region binding. Bases 1 to 1854 code for a protein of 617 amino acids. The record is from RefSeq and is a predicted model, not a curated record. NCBI's taxonomy places the organism in Eukaryota, Fungi, Ascomycota, Eurotiomycetes, Eurotiales, Aspergillaceae. Gene Ontology annotation, biological process: positive regulation of transcription by RNA polymerase II. The transcript has a single exon. Gene Ontology annotation, cellular component: nucleus.
AUGCCAGACAUAUCACCAAAUAAUGCAAAAGUACCCAAACUACGCACCAAGACUUUCACUGGAUGCUGGACUUGUCGAGACCGACGAGUGAAGUGUGACGAGGAACGCCCUCACUGUCGGCGGUGCCAGCAGAACGGUUGGACCUGCAAAGGGUAUGAUUUACGCCUAGGAUGGUCUCGAAUCCCUGGGGGCUGCUCUCAUCGACGCAAAUUGCGAUCCCCAGCACCAGAUAUGGACCAUGGGUUGUCAUCUGCUGCUGUGACGGCACUGCUGAUUGAAUUGGAUGGGUGCUCGGGGGACGGCUCCGCCCAACAACGAGGUCCAUUCUCGGUGUUCUCGGCUUUUUCAAGAUCUGAGACUCAAGAUGCAGGCCGUAUUGAUCUAUCCAACCCAGAAGAUGCACUUCCAAUCCAACAUCUGGAAGAUACACAUCAUAACUCGUCGGACUUGAUUAACUCACCAGUUGGCGAUAGAGAUGGUGACUUGGCUUCACCGAGGCCAACAUGGGAUAGAUUAUCAUCUACUACCGCAAGAUCCCCGUCUGAAAUUCAGGAGGAAUCAUGCACAGCAUUACCAAAGCUCAAUCAUCGGGUUGAUGACAUCUCUAUCAACAGAAUUACCCAUGUCAUUCACCACAAAAGUCCCAAAAAUAGGCUGUCAGAACCAAGCGACUACGGCAGACCUGUGUCAAAUAUUCGAAGCAAUGAGAGUGUCCUUUGGAAUUCCAUGAGUCCAUUGACUCUCCCAAGAGCAGAGAUUGAGUUAGUCCACUACUGGGUUGUUUUUCUCAGCGGAAACAUGCUCCUAAUCGACACCCCGGACAACCCCUGCCGCACAGUGUUUUUACCUCUAGCUCUGAAAGGUCUCGAUGCCUCUCCAACAGAGCCGAAUAUUCAUCUCUCCAUAUUCCAUGCCAUUUGUGCCUCCUCCGCCUUCAGCCUUUCCCACUUCCGCCACGAUGCGCGGUACCACUCCAUCGCCGUCCACCAUGACCAGCUGGCCCUGCGUCAUUUGCGAGGAAGCCUGCAGCGGGCUAACUGCCUAGAUGAGCCAUCAUUAGCUGCUGUACUCACUUGCAUCACGGCUGAAGGUAUGUCUGGGCGCCGUAGCCGAUGGAGAGCACAUGUCGCUGGAUGCCUUUGUCUCCUAGAGAACGAACUCCAUGGCGACUGGAUCCAAAGUCCAACUGCUGCUAGGAUGAUCCAAAGUUACUUGGCUCUUUCAUCACUAUGCAGUCUUCCUGUGCCCGAACGGCUCAUGUCGCUCCUCAAUGGCCCCUCCGAUUCCCAUCACUACCUAGAACAAUCGCAUGGAAUUACAGUACCACUGGUCCAAUUACUCGCUCAAAUCACCACCCUUGUUGAGUUCCAGACACAGCUGCCUAUCGAAGAACUAGACCGACUCGAACUUCAGCUCUACUUGAACUUUCCAUCCCCAUGCAACCCAGACGCCCCAGGUUCGAUCAUUGUCCAACACGCUUUGACCUCAUUCUACUAUGCGACAAUUAUAUACUUCCGCCGUACUUUGCGUGGUACAAGAUUGAGCGAAGUACAGGAUUUGGUUGAGAAAGCAAUCCACGAGCUUGAAUCCGUCGAUGCACUCACGCGUGAGAAGGGCGGCCAUUCGUAUAAUUGGGCAGGCUUUGUGAUUGCAGCUGAAUGCGAGCGGCCGGAUCUGCAAGAUCGCAUGUUGGCAUUCUUUGGCCGCAAAAGUCGGCACGGGAUCCAAAAUAUUAAUGUACUAUCUGAAAUUGUUCAAGCUCUGUGGGACCGACGGGCAGCAGCUGGAUCGCACGUCGAUAUACAGUGGAAGGAUAUUGCAAGGGAAGCUGAUUUUGACAUUAUGCUUGUAUGA